AUGGCCGCUGAAUUCGCUCUCCCAGCGAUUCCUGCUAAGCAUUCUCAAUUCCUCGAUUAUGUGCGGUCCCAUCCGGAAAAGCCCAUCGUUGACCUUGUUCAGCCAUACAAUGAGUUUGACGCUGUUCUUCGAAAGAUAUAUGCCCAGCAGCCAUCAAAGUUAGCCGUUGCUGAUGACUUCGUCAAUGUUGUGCCAGUCUUUGAUGACAGUGGUUCGGCAGAUAUCCGGGUUCGAGCUCGCGAUAUCUCUUCCGAAUCAAACGAAGUCAAAGAAAGGUAUUUGCUGACCCUGAAAGACGAAGAUCGCAGGCCCAAUGGUUCUCCGGCUGUUGUGACGAGUUUCAAAGAAUACCAGCAGAACUUCAACAUCUUCUGUGAAAGCUCAUUGAGCGAUAUGGAUUGGAGCAAUGUGGUUGCUGCGGGAAGUGCUGUAGCCACCUCUCUAUUACCGGUUCCAAAGGAACAUGCAAACUCAAAACGCGGCCUUCGCCAUUUCUACCACGAACAAUUUGCGCCCGCAUCUGAUGUCGAUCUGUUCCUCUAUGGAUUAACGGAAGAACAAGCCAUUGAAAAAAUAAAACAGAUUGAAACUAAGAUUAAGGACUCUAUUCUGGCCGAAACUACGACAGUUAGAACCAAGAAUGCUAUUACCAUCGCGUCACAGUACCCGACGCGCCACGUUCAGAUCGUCCUACGAAUUUACAAGUCCAUUGCCGAGAUUCUAACAGGAUUCGAUGUUGAUUGCUCCUGUGUUGCCUAUGAUGGUAACCAAGUAUACAUGGCGCCUCGUGGUAUUGGUGCCUACAUCACCCAAGUCAACCAGAUUGAUCUAUCCCGGCGCUCACCCUCAUACGAAAAUCGUCUUUCCAAGUAUUCUCAUAGGGGAUUCGAGGUCUUCUGGCCUCAUUUGGAUCGUUCCCGCAUUGACCCGACUGUGUAUGAGCGCAGCUUCACCCGGACCAUGGGCCUUGCACGUCUCCUGGUCCUGGAAAAGCUCCCCAAAGUCGCGGAUCGAGAAGAAUACUUGAUUAAAAGACGAACUGAGCGUGGCCGGCCAACUCCAAAUCCAUAUUUCAGGGGCGCUGGAAAAUUGCGCGGCAACAUCAAGAAUGACUGGGACGACGAAGUUCCCGAUUGGCUGGAGGGGGACGAAGUGUCAGAUUACCACACCUUUACUGUCCCAUAUGGUGAAAAGUUCCAUGCCCGAAAGAUUGAAAAACUGCUUUAUACCAAAGAUUUGCUCCUAAACGCCGAAUGGAACAAACCAAAAGAUAGAACAGUCAACCUACACCGCCAUCCGGCAUUUUUCGGACGUUUUUCGGACGUUAUCCAUGAUUGCUGCGGUUAUUGUCCUGAAGCGACUACCGCGGAAGAUAACGAGGUCGCGGAGGUUGAGGAUAAGAUAUAUGUCAAGGGGGACAUUACUUUUCUCAAGGACAAUCCAGGGCGCCAGGAGAUUGGUAGCUUUAAUCCCAUUACUGAGACCGACUGGACUGACAUGGCAUACGUCGGAAACACAGAAGGUCUUUGCCAAGCUAUUGUUGACCAUGAUGCUGAGGAAGUGAAAGAAUGGUUGUCUCAAGAUGGUUCUGAUCCAAAUCGCCGUGAUUACACAGGGCGUACUCCGCUGCAUUUAGCGACCAUGACGUCUACCCCAGAGAUCGUUCAAUAUCUGGUUGAUCACGGAGCUCGACUAAUCUCUCGUCUCACUGAUGGAAGAACUGCUCUCCAUCUAGCUGCAGCGAGAGGAGAUGUUGAUAUCAUAAGGAUCCUCCUUAACAAAAGUGAGGAGAAUGAAGAGGAAGAGGCACAAAAGCGGCUUGUCCUCAAAAAAACCAAUUCUAAUGAGAUAAAACGCGAGAACGAUAAUGAUUCUGACGAUGCCGAUAUGCUUAGCAAUUCUUCUUCUGAAAGCCUUGGUGGAGAUAACACCUCAUAUGCGACCGGCUCGUUUGUUAAUGUGAAGAAAGGGUCUGAAGAUUCAAAGGAUGGCGUUAUUCCGGAUGAUGGAAACGAAUUGGAGCCUAACAUUUAUGAUGUUAAUGUUCUAGCCUGGGACAACCACACAUCGCCGUUACACCUGGCUAUCAUCAAUGGCCAUAUCGCUGCUGUCGAAGAGCUUGUUUCGUCUUUCGGUGCAGACGUGCUUCUACCUAUCAAAUUACUAAACGAUCAUGAUCAAUCUCCACGAGCUGCCAUUCUUACAUUGGUUUUAGCUCUUCGUUUGCCAAUUGAGCAGGCCAAGUUGAUGACGGCUAAGCUUCUACAACUGGGUGCUUCUCCUGCCCAGGCAGACUUGAGCCAAAACACGGCCUUGCUUUAUUUCUCAGCAUUCAAAGAAUAUAUAGAUGGUCUGGACAUCUUCCUUCAACAUGACCAACCUUCGGUUCAAAGAGCACUUGACUUUAUCUCUCUUACCGGUUAUGCCGGCAGUGUUAAAUCCCCCUUGAAGACUGCAAUCCAGCAGAGAAAUGUUGUUGGUGCUCUCAAACUUCUGGAAGCGGGUGCCAAACCGGAGAUCAGAUACGAAGAUUAUAUCAAACAAGCUAAGAUAACGGCGCCAAAUGUUCUGAAUAGGUCGCCAGAAAGCAACCAGAACAAUUUCUCAACCAAUGUUGAGCAGCCCAUUAUAGUCGCCGCUCAGACUCAACAACCGAGUGUCGCUAUUGAACUAUUGGCCUCCGGGGUAGAUGUCAACACCCUUAGUACAGCUGGAUACUCCUCUCUAAUCUAUGAUCAUUGGAAUGGAAACGGCACGACACUGUUGGAUUGCGUCCAGGAGAGGUUAACACAUUUACGCCGAUACAAAGGGGAAACGGUUGAAAGAAACCCACCCAUCUCCUUACAUCCGGAAGAUAGCACGUAUUUGAAAGAAUUUUCCGAGGGUACAUAUCAGAUGUGGACUGGGUCGAGAUCUUUGAGAGCAGAACGAGCCAAAGACAAGGCCACGAAAGAAGAUUUUGAACGGCAGCUGAAAGCCGCAGAAAGCCGAAAAGGCCUGCAGGAAAAAAUGGAUGUGGUGAAUGAUCUGGCUGAUGAAUAUCAGACCCUCGAGACAAUGUUAAUGGAAAAGGGUGCCAAGAAGUUUGUGGAGUUAUACCCACAGAAAAUCAAACUUCCUCAAAUACCAACUUCUUACAAUCAUCAACCGACCAAGCCCCAACCUUUCAAAGUCAGUUUUACGUUUAAAACCCCAGAUCUAACGGAAACGAAAAAAGAUGGAUACGUUCAAUUGUUUGAGGCAGCCUGGAAUGGAGAUCUUAAUACCAUAAAAUCGAUGACACUCGAUAUGUGGGGGCCAGAAAAGCAGUUCUUUCCUCUUGAAAUUUGCGUCACAGACAGAGACGACCUCUCUCCAUUCAACAUCGCAAUCCUGCGAGGACAUAUUGGUCUUGCAGGGUCAAUUAUGUCCAUAUCCAAAGCACAAUACAAACCCAAGGAAGAAGAAACCGAGGAAAGGUUUACUCUUGAUACCGGGUCCGAUUACGAUUCGGAUUCGGACUCAGGUGGAGAUGACAGCUCGAAUGAAAUUCGGGUUAGACGUCAUAUAAUUGACGACCGGUUUACGAUUGAAAAUGUCGGCGAAAUAAAGACUCAAGUUGAAAGCAAGGUCCCACCACUGAAUAUUUUAAAUCAAACAUGCCCGGCGCACGCAUUCAUCGAGAAGGAAAAACUUCAAGGGGAGCAUCCCCAAGGUGUUGUCGAGUAUGCUAUCUGCAAAGAUGAUCCAAAACUUCUCAAAUUUCUUCUAGAACUUGGCAAGCAACUAUCCGCCAACUCCUCUCAUGAUACCGAUCAUUCCAUAUAUUCUAUUCCGGAGAAAACAUUUCUGAUGGCCAUGAGACUUAGCCGUCUUGACUGUUUGAAAGAGCUCAUCAGGCGUGUUGGGACAGGUAUCCCUCUCGACAAGUUGGUGGAGAGAAGUGGUGUUGUUGCCAAAGAGAAACCAAUUUACUACCAAGGUCUAUCUGUACAUGGCGAGAAACGUGCAGACUGGGCGGCAGAGAGCAGAGGCGUUGUUAUUACCCAACCACAAGACAGACACCCACCUCUUCUGUUGGCUGCAUAUCAGGGGAAUCUCGAAACAGUUGAAUGGUUCCUUGGGACUGCUCCUGGUCGACAUUAUGAAGAGUUUGUUCAAACUAACAAACAUGAAAAACGAGUGGAGAAGUUGGCGCAGACAGCGGGUGGUGUUGUACAUUCCAUCACAAACUGGUUUACCUCGAGGCGUGAUCUCGUCCUUCAUUGCGCUAUCAUGUCCAAUCCAACGGAUGAAUCCAUACGACUGGUCAGAUACCUAGUAGGGCAAAUGCCUCACUGCAUAUCUGUGAAAUCUGUGCAGGGAUACACCCCAUUAGCACUCGCGUUCUAUUUACAUCGCGUUGAAUUUGCAAAAAUUCUGAUUCAAGCGGGCGCCGAUCAAACUACUCGAGACCAACAUGGCCGCAAUCUGCUACAUCUUUUGUUCUUCAAGACUCCGGAAUCUCUAAAACAUGUGGAAAAUUUUCAACAAAUGCUCGACCUUGUGGACCCAUUGCUGGUUCCAUCCAUGCUUGUGGAGCGCUCCUCUCUCCAUCCAGGCUCGGUAACUCCUUUCUCACAAUGGAUAAAUUCCCAGUGGUUGAGGAAUUUUUCUUCGCGGUAUCAUCAUGUCAAUGAAGAACCAAAGGCUAAACUUGCCAUUGUUCGAAAGAUCUUGGACUUUGCUCAGGGAACCGGCCAAAAACACUUGGAAGCUCUAAAUGGUGCCGGAAACUCCGUCGUUCAUGAUGCAGUUAGGUUUCAAGUGCCAAAGACACUUGGGCUAAUCCUCGAGUAUCGGCCGGAUUUAAUUCACCUUGAAAACGCAACUGGCGCUACGCCAAAGGAGAUUGCAGAGACUGCAUGGGUUCACGAUGUUACCAAAGAUCCACCAAGUCUCGAUACCAACCGCUAUAAAUAUAACUACCAUUCGCGACCUCAGUGCGUCGUUUGUCGGUCACCCGAAAGUUUUGUCGAGGAGAAUUUGGAAGCCAAAGAUGAGAAGCUACCUAGUCAAGGCGUGUACGAAGUCUGCCGCGAUUGGGCUUGCAAGGAACGAACAAGCAAAAAGAGAAAACUUGUCACGCUGUUCGACGCGAAUGAAGUCGCGAAGAGGCUUGCAGCUCAAAACACGUGGAAAACAAACUGGGAUGGUGGCAGAGGGCUACAAAACGCCACAGAUAAGGAGAUGGACGAAGUGUUAGCGUGGUUAAACUCUACUCGCGUAGACUAA
Talaromyces rugulosus is the source of this 5253-nucleotide messenger RNA. RefSeq lists its product as uncharacterized. The record is from RefSeq and is a predicted model, not a curated record. The transcript is spliced from 6 exons. Lineage: Eukaryota; Fungi; Ascomycota; Eurotiomycetes; Eurotiales; Trichocomaceae. Bases 1 to 5253 code for a protein of 1750 amino acids. Gene Ontology annotation, molecular function: protein binding.